AUAAACGGUACGUUUGAUUUACGCCCACGUGUCGAUUUGAGGUGCCGCACUAAUCAAAUGGAUUCCUUAACUAACGGAUGGUUCAGCGAACUCCAGGCCGAGCUGUGGCCCGGACAGUCCUUUUCCCUGAAGGUCAAGGAAGUAAUCCACAAAGAACGUUCCAAGUUCCAGGACAUCCAAAUUGUCGAAACGGAAACUUACGGCCGGUGCUUGAUUUUGGAUGGAAUUAUACAGUGCACGGCCAGGGACGAAUUCUCAUACCAGGAGAUGAUAUCCUUCCUGCCACUCUGCGCCCAUCCAAACCCGAAGAAGGUGCUGAUCGUCGGCGGCGGCGAUGGCGGUGUGGCCCGCGAGGUGGUAAAACACCCGCUGGUUGAGGAAGUGCAUCAGGUGGAGAUCGAUGACCGCGUUGUAGAGCUCUCGAAGAAAUAUUUACCGGCGAUGGCGUGCGGAUUCCAAAGCGAAAAGAUGAGGCUGACAAUCGGCGACGGCUUUGAUUACAUGAAGAAACACAAAAACGAAUUCGAUGUCAUCAUUACCGACAGUUCGGAUCCGAUCGGACCGGCUGUGAGUUUGUUUCAAGAGAGCUACUACGAGCUGAUGAAGCACGCCCUUAAAGACGAUGGAAUUGUCUGCUCUCAAGGCGGUAGUUUCUGGUUGGACCUGGACUACAUAAAGAAGACAAUGUCGGGUUGCAAGGAGCACUUUGCGAAAGUGGCCUAUGCGGUCACCUCCGUUCCAUCGUAUCCCUGCGGCCACAUCGGCUUCGUUAUGGGCUCUUUAAACAAAAAUCAAAACUUUGCUAGUCCCAAGCUGGAGAAGCAGCAGAUCGAUGCCAUAGACUUGAAGUACUACUCAUCCGAAGUGCAUUCCGCUGCGUUUGCCUUGCCGCGCUGGGUUCAGAAACACUUUUCCGAUUGACCACAACUGCAAGACAUUUUGUGUGUAACUUUGUUGUUAAACAAUAAAUAUGACAAUAGGAUAAUCGCCUCUUAA
This is a messenger RNA of Drosophila kikkawai, 996 nucleotides long. RefSeq names its product Spermidine Synthase (gene SpdS). Gene Ontology annotation, biological process: polyamine metabolic process. The record is from RefSeq and is a predicted model, not a curated record. NCBI's taxonomy places the organism in Eukaryota, Metazoa, Arthropoda, Insecta, Diptera, Drosophilidae. Gene Ontology annotation, molecular function: catalytic activity.